Molecule: messenger RNA, 8019 nt
Organism: Schistocerca gregaria
Lineage: Eukaryota; Metazoa; Arthropoda; Insecta; Orthoptera; Acrididae
Product: piwi-like protein Ago3
Exons: 19
Coding region: 1138-3996 (952 amino acids)
Biological process (GO): regulatory ncRNA-mediated gene silencing
Cellular component (GO): P granule
Molecular function (GO): piRNA binding; protein binding
Source: RefSeq, a predicted model, not a curated record
GUGAACCUCAGAUUGUGGACGCCAUGAGUGGUGGAAAGUUAAGUUGUGGUGUUGGUGGUGGUGGUGAAAAAUUGGAUAUUCGUUAGGUUUUUUUUUAGUGUUUUGUUUUAAUCACUUGUACAAGGUAGACAGUGGAACUGUGUUGAUUUUCAACAUAUGUUGAUUAUGCCGAAACGGAGAACCUGUUCCAUUCAAAGUAUGUACUAGAAAAAUAUUUUGUGCUUUGUUGAUCCCAGUGACACAAAAGGCAAAAGGAAUUUCACGCAAAGUCUCCGAUAUUAGACGCCCAAGAGAGAGUGUCCUGUUUGAGACGACUGAAAAAAAAAAAUGAUGAAAACAAUGAAUUGAAUGUACUGAGACUUUCACGAAAAAUGGGCUGAUAGUAAAAAAAUGAAACUUAGACAUAUACUUUACAACCAAAUAUGCGUCAUUUUGUUCUGAAUAUCCUGUUGGUGAUGGAAGGAAGAAAAAUCAUUAGAUGAACGUCGGCCGAAGAACCCGAGACAGAAGCCAAUAGGCAGUUUGUCGAAGAAAGCAGUCUUCAGAAGAGAGAAAAAAGUUAUAGGUUUAAUUACAGGAUACAAUAUUCCUGAAAUGUUAAUACUGCAAGUGUUGUGGUUCUUAGAGAGAGUGCUAAGAGAGUAAUAAUAUAUAAGCAACAAAUGCGUGAAUAGUUGUUGUUAUAAAUGCAGCCAAGUAUUAUUUUGGGAUUUUAAAAAGGAAGCAGAUACUCUAAAAAGAAAUAGUUAUCAUUUCUGCUAAAACAGUGAAAGAUAGAACAGUCAAAAGUCUUCAAAUGUCACAGUCAAACGUCAAACAUCUGAAAGAUGUUUCAUCUUUAUCAGUAGCAAUUGAUGAGUCUUCCCAUGUAAAGGGACACCAAAAGUUCCACUUUUGUACAAAAAUUUAUUUCAUCUACAGGUCCUAAAGAACAGCUUUUAGGAUUAUUGGCACUUAAAGGACAAACACAGGGAGAGGAUAUAGCAAGUGCUGUAGUUGGAUGUAUUGAAAAACCUUAUUUUCACUCAGUAAAAUUCUCAAUUUCAGCAGAUGGAGUGAAAAGUAUGACAGGCUUAAAAAAGGGGUUUCUUGCUGUUUUGAAAGAAAACAUUAAUCUCUAGGCUCUAUAUAAAUAAUAUGGAGGGCAUUGGGAGAGGCGGUCGUGGGGCCAAGCUGCUGGAGGCUCUAAGGGCACAGCAGCGCAGACCUGGCAGUGAGGAACCCGAGGGUUCCCAACCAGCUCCAGAUGUUAAGUCUGGAUUUUCCCGCGGACGUGGAGUGUUGCUUCCUGAACAGCAUGUUGCAUCUCCACAAGAAACUGCUGAAGCCUCAUCCCGUGAAGCACCAUUGGUUGGAGGUGGUCGUGGACAAAAACUAAUGGCACUUAUAAAAACAUCACAGCACAGAGUACAAAGUACAACACCAGGGCUAGUGUCAACAUCUGUUGUUUCUACUACUACUGCUAUACCAGCAGCAGCAUCAACAUCAUCAUCAUCAUCAUCAUCAGCAGCAGCAGCAGCAGCAGCAGCUCCCACUCCUGCAGUAAGACCAGUGGGCAGGGGUCGUGCGGCACUGUAUGAAGCACUUCGUAGUAUGCCUGGAACCUCAAGAGGUAUACCUGCUCCUGUACCUACACAGAAGCCUCCAGAGACAGCCAUACCAGUGGAAUCUCUGGCCCAAAAGAUGGAGCAGGUGGAAAUAGAGCGAAAACCCCCAGUAGUGUGUAUGGGACAACAGGGAGAACGUAUACCAGCAACAGCCAAUUACAUAAGGUUAGCAGUGCAACCAGACAAAGGAGUAUUUGAAUAUGAAGUACGUUUCUCUCCUACUGUUGAUUCCAAAAGUAUAAGAAGCAAGAUACUGAACAGUCAUGCAGAUAGCAUUGGGCGCUGCAAGACCUUCGAUGGUGUAACACUUUAUUUACCCAUAAAAUUGACAGAAGAGGUCACAACAUUGACAUCUAAUCAUCCAGUUGACAACUCGCCAGUAACAGUCAGAAUAAUAUUUAAGAGGAAAAAAAAGAUUCAUGAAUGUAUCCAUUUAUACAAUGUCCUCUUCAAGAGGAUUAUGGGUAUAUUGGAAUUAGCAAGGGUCGGAAGAGAUACAUAUGACCCACAUGCUGCCCGUGUAAUACCUCAGCACAAACUGGAGGUUUGGCCAGGCUACGUGACGGCCAUAGAUGAAUACGAGGGAGGUAUACAGUUGUGCUGCGAUACAUCGCAUCGAGUACUGAGAACACAGACUGUUUUGGAUGUAAUUGCAGAUAUAUCCGCUCGGAAUCCAACUGCUUUUAAGGAGCAUAUUAUGAAAACAGUAAUAGGUGCUUCAGUCCUGACUCGAUACAACAACAAAAUUUAUCGAGUUGAUGACAUAGCAUGGAACAGAACUCCACGUGACACAUUUGACACAACCAGUGGUGAUACGAUUACUUAUUGUUAUUACUACAAGAAGCAGUAUGGCCUUGAUAUCAAUGACUUGCAGCAGCCAUUGCUUGUCAGCAAAGUAAAGAAAAGGUUGCAGAACCAAGAGAAAACUGAACAGCUUAUAUGUCUCAUACCCGAGUUGUGCUUCAUGACUGGACUUACUGACGAAAUGAGAAAUGAUUUUAAAGUGAUGAAAGAUAUUGCAACAUACACACGUGUAACCCCAAAUCAAAGGCAGGCGUCGCUGAAACUUUUCAUCGACAGAGUUAUGUCAAAUGAUCGAGCAAAGUCUUUGUUGGAAGACUGGGGUCUUAAUUUGGAGCCAUCAACAGUAGAACUCACAGCAAGAGUCGUCAAGAAUGAAGAAAUAAUUUUUGGUGGCAACAGGACGGUUCCUGGCACCCAACAGGCUGAAUGGAGCGGUGCAUUGUCUCGAAAUAUGGUCAUAUCAGCAAUUGACUUGAUGAGUUGGGUUCUUUUGAGGACAACUCGAGAUUCUCGAUUUGGAAAUGAUUUUAUGGAGACGAUGCAGAAAGUGGGUCCACAGAUGGGCAUUCAGAUAGCACAGCCUUCUGUGGUUGAACUUCGUGAUGAUAGAACGGAAUCAUAUGUCCGUGCUCUUCGUGAGAGCAUAAGACCUAACGUACAGAUAGUUGUUGUUAUUUGUCCAACAGCAAGAGAUGAUCGGUACUCUGCAAUAAAAAGGAUAUGUUGCAGUGAAAUGCCUGUAGCUUCACAGGUAAUAAAUUCCAGAACAUUAUCAAAGAGAGAUAAGUUGAGGAAUAUAGUGCAGAAGAUAGCACUUCAAAUCAAUUGUAAAUUAGGCGGCACACUGUGGGCUGUCAAAGUGCCCUUGGAUAAUUUAAUGGUGAUAGGAAUUGAUUCCUACCAUGACACACUCAGGAAAGGAAGCAGUGUUGCUGCAUUUGUAUCAUCCUUGAACAAAUCUGUUACUAGAUGGUACAGCCAAGUUUGUAUUCAAGGUCCUGCCCAAGAAUGGGUAGAUAGUUUGCGAGCUUGCUUCAUAUCAUCUUUGAAGAAAUAUCAUGAGGUGAAUCACAGGUUUCCUGAUAGGAUAAUAAUCUAUCGGGAUGGCAUAGGUGAUGGGCAGUUAUCUGUCUGUCGAGAUUAUGAAGUGCCACAAUUCAUAAGUUGUUUUCCAAAUAUCAAUCCAUCUUACAGCCCAAAAUUGACGUUUGUUGUCUGUCAGAAGAGGAUAAAUACUCGAAUUUUUGCAAAGACAAAUGGUUCAUUGGACAAUCCAGUUCCUGGAACAGUGAUGGACAACACUAUCACUCGACGUGACUGGUCUGACUUCUUCCUAGUUUCUCAAAAUGUGAGACAGGGAACAGUUUCACCAACACAUUACGUUGUCAUCUAUGACACAAGCAGCAUGCAGGCUGACCACGUCCAGCGUAUGACCUACAAGAUGUGCCACCUAUAUUAUAACUGGCCUGGCACUGUACGAGUACCAGCCCCUUGUCAAUAUGCACACAAGCUUGCCCAUCUUGUAGGACAGAAUAUCAGAAAGGAGCCGUCUGACAAAUUGGCAGACAGGCUGUUCUUUCUGUAGAAUGUGGCAAUCUGUUCUGGAACCACUUUAAAGAAAGUGCUCUCAGGAAAAGCAAACAACACAGCACAGUGUGGUGUUACUAUUGUGAAUAAUGUGGAAGAAUUUUUUUCUGUGGAGAUAUUAUGAUCCAGUGAAAAACUGAAUAUGUUGUGUUUUAAUUUUAGAAAAUAGAUUUGUAGGGAAGUUAUAGUCAUACAGCUACUGUGUCCAUCAGAAAAUUGUGUAAUAUUGUGUAAAGACAUACUUUAUUCUAUCUGACCAUGUAUUUGAAAAUAUUAAUGCAUGAGAGUAUGGGCAAUUCCAUACUGGUAACGUUUAAGUUUUGCUGCUUUUGCAUUGAUCAGUAUUGCUGAUUUUCAGUAUAUUCUCAACAAAAUUGUUCUAGCUAUCCCACAACAUUACUCCAUUCUGGUUAAGCAGAAUGCUCUGCUCCCCAUACCCUUUUUUUUUAUUAUUUUAAUUUUAAUACCACUGUGAAUUGUGUUAAUUCAUUGUCAUAACACUUAUGUAACAAUUUGUAUAAAAAACAGCCUUGAUUUAAGGCUCUCUGUCAUUAUAUUAUAGAAUUGCUGCUGUAUGAUUGACGAAUCUGCAACAGCACUUGCAGAAAAUAAUGUGACAGAAAUAUCCAAUGUACGACUUACUGAGCAUGACUUGCAAGGUGCAGAUUGCUUAAACUGUGUUUUAGUUUUUGUACAGUUGGAACACUUGUUCUGGUUCUUUGCAGUAUUUGUAAAAACAAGGUCAUGUUUAAUAUUCCACUGUGUAAUUAUUACAUUUUUUUGCUUCAGUGAAGAUAACUUGUGUGACUCCAAGCUACAUAACUCAGUUGUUAAUUUGAAACUUGUCAUAUUGCUGUUCUGGGCAAGAAUAGAAAUUUGAAACUGUUGCAGUCAUGAUUUUAUGUGUUUUCAUUAUUUUAGCCCAUGUGCUUUAAAUAUUUAGGUUGUUGAAACUUUUAGUACAUAUUUAACAUAACUUGUACAGUUCUUUGCUAUUAUUUUAUCUGUAAUGGACAUUGAGAACGUCAUUAUUAUUUAUUGCUAACAGUGCUGAGUUAACACAAUUGUCAGCACCAUGAAAUAUAGUUCCUAUAGUAUUAUUUCAGUUAUUAAUGUAUCAUCUCCAUUUUCCUAGGAACAGUUCCUGGAACCCACCUCAAUUACAAUUUAUUGUACAUAAAGAAAAUUUAUAAAAAACUUAUUAAAUAUAUACCCAUUUAGUGGUGAAUGGAGAGACAUUCCAUUUCUUGCUUAAGAGUGCAAUUUUAUUUGACAGGGUAAUUUCCACUUAACAUCAUAAAUUUAGAAGUUAACAGUGAACUGUUGCGUUGUCCACAGAUCAUAACUUCCAUUCCAUUAUGGUAUGUGCGCAAAGAACUGUAAAUAUAAAUCGUAAUGACUGCUCAAGUUGUGUGCCUUUCAGAUAAUGGGAAUCUUAUUUUUAAACAAAGAAUAAUUUUGUCUUAAAAUCUUUAAACUACACUGAAAUACGGUCACUUUAUCAUAUUAAAAAUUACACCUAUUGUUGAUUGACAUAUUCUUUAUUGAUUGUCAAGCACAGAGAGCAGUUCACUUUGACCAAUUUACUAUCAGAUUUUUGAUCACUUGUCAUAAUCUGAUUGUACCAAAGUCAUAAUCCAAAAGCUCAGGACUUAACUGGGAAAUACUGUAUUACUACCCAAAUUCCAGAUUAGGCAUUCUUACCUCUUUUCAGCCCAUCACUACAGUCUUCCAGCUUGUUUUACUUUUCUUUUCUACUUAUGAGCUAACUUUUGUGAACAUUGAUGGUCUUUUCUCAAAGUAUAUUGAUGCAGUUGUUUCUUUCAAUUUCAUCACCAGCAAACUUUUCAGUUAUUGAACUGCUAAUUUCUGUUGGAUUCGUGUCUUGCAUGUCCCUAAAGCCCCAAAGAUUACCGUUUCAGCCACCUGGAUUUUACUUCAUCCUUAGUUUUUCGUAACCAACAUUCACUUUCUUGUUUACGUGUAUGACCAGCUUAUAAAUUUUCAGUUGCAUAUCUCUUCAUUAUAGUCAUUUCAUAGUUCUUCCAGUCCUGCAGUGUUCAAAAUUUAUCUAGUUUAUUUUUAUUAUUCUAUAUGUAUUUGCUAUAGCAUUACAUUCAAAUGUUUAAACUUCAUUACUUACUCUGAUAAUCUAAUCCACCCAUGUUUUAUUGUAAUACCUCUUCCAUAGAACUGAGUUUUGAGUAACACAAGAAUGCAGACAGUACACACAAUAACAAUGAUCCUGCAGGCAGUUCUAAAAACACAUUAUACUGUUUUAGAUUUGUGUUAUAAUCUUGCUUGGAUGACAUUUUUCUAAAAGGCAGUUUUCAGUUGUAUGACAGUCCAGUCUUGGAAAUGUGCUUAUUCACAAAUGGUUGUGCAUUUGUGCAAAUUUCAUAGAUUAAAUCUGGAUGCAUUUUAAACUACUUAAUAAUAACAGUUAACCAAACAAAUAAAAUUGCAUUCUGCAGUUAAUGGUAUGUACAGCCAUUAUGAUUACUGUGCAGAGUAGGAAUGCACAAACUGGAGUCUUCAGGGCAUUCUAAAAUGACCAGAUCACAGCCCAAAACAGUAAUCUGUAUUUCCCUUACAAAUGUGUACAAAUAAAAGCGUGUGCUAAUAAAAGUGAACCUUGUAAAUAAGUUACCAUGCAGUAAUGAGUUGUGUUAUUUUUCUGAUCUAAUGUACAUACAUUACACAAGAUCACUGUAAAUGAACAUGCUGUACAGUGGGCAUGAUUAUGUAUGUACUUUAUUCUUGUAUUAAUAUUCCAUAGUCCUUGGUAUGACAUAAGCUAUCUUUACUAGCGUUUUCAUUAUUGAACAUUGUACAUCAAGAUAUUUCUAUUCCUCAACACUGUGUCAUAUGCAGUCUGUAACAGUAGUUACCUCUCAUAACCUCAUCUGAAGAUCAGAUACCAAAGUUUUAAAAAUUGAAGUUUAUAUAAGAUGACUUCUGAUCUGGCAGUAGUAGUGUUGAGUUGCAGAUGUUCUACGCAUGGGUUUACAAGCACAAAGGGAAAGGAUGUUCCUUCCUGCCCUCCCCCCUGUGUGUGUGUGUGUGUGUGUGUGUGUGUGUGUGUGUGUGUGUGUGCGCGCGUGUGUGCGUGUUUGCAGUUGUUGUGAUUUGUCCACUAUGUGUGAUCCUGGUGCACUUUGAGAGAUGAGUUAUUUACAUUUCUUCAAAUUGUAAUGAAGAGUGAUGAUGAUCUAAACGGCUAGAUUAUUUUUUGUGUUUGAUUAAGGUUACAUAUUCAGGAGCAUCUAUCUAUUUGUAUUAAAUGUUUAAAAGAAGAAAAGUUAGGUUUCUUAUUAAUGAAUAGUGUGUUGUCUGACUAAGAGAAUAAAUGUUAAAAGCAUUUCUCAUUUAUUUUCAAAGACUUUCAGUAUUUGUAUGAGAAUAUUUUUAUAUUGCUAUUUGUUUUGUACAGGUUAAUAAAUUUUUGUACUUUUAUACAAAACAUUUGUUUUAAUUAACACUUUGAAGCGAAUGACACUUGGCCCUUAAAUUAGCUUGUUUAUUUAACUGUAUUAUGGUUUGCAGGAUUUUUUUUGUACACUCUCACUAACACCAUGAGUGUAAGUUUGUGUGUGUCAUGCAAGGAUGUAUGUCACAGAUUUUAAAUUUUCCAGGGUGUAAACAACUGAUAGCAAAAUUUGAAUUCAGAAAGUUAUUUAAAUGCUUACUUUGAAGUAUUAGAUAAAAGCUUUAGCUAAAUAUUGUAAGGGGGAGAGCAGGUCAAGUAGCUACUUUUCUACUGGUGCAUAUAAAAUUCUUAUUGUAACACAUUUCAAAAAAAUAAUUAGAAAAUAAUUCAGAAAUAAUUCUCGUAAUUAACGAGAUGAGUAGAUCAAUAUUCAUUGUUCAGAGGUUUACAGAAAUAGUAUGCAACAACUGUUUAUGCAAGUUAAUGCAUAACUAGAUGAGAAGGCGCUUCUCCUUACUGGGAUUUAUGGAGCAUAAACUGUGAAUGAAUACGAGAACUUAUCUAUUUUCUGAAGAAUAUAUUUUUUUCCAA